This is a messenger RNA of Paralichthys olivaceus (Japanese flounder), 743 nucleotides long. The record is from RefSeq and is a predicted model, not a curated record. NCBI's taxonomy places the organism in Eukaryota, Metazoa, Chordata, Actinopteri, Pleuronectiformes, Paralichthyidae.
GUGGCUGGACAAACUGGGCCUGGCAGCCACUCUGGGCCUGGACGUGGUGAUGAGGCAGGUGCUCAUUGGUUCUGGAAGCUACCACCUGGUCGACGACAACCUGGACCCACUUCCUGACUACUGGUUGUCUCUUCUCUACAAGAGACUCGUGGGACCGGAGGUUCUGAAGAUUGAGGCGGUUUCUGCUCUCGGCCGCAGCAAAAGAGUGAGAGUGUAUCUGCACUGCUCCAACACAAAGAGCUACAGCAGCGGAGCGCUCACGUUGAUGUCCAUGAACCUGAGUAAGAAACCAGCCCAGAUCUCGGCUCCUGCGCUCGUCUCCUCGGGCACAGUGGAGGCUUUUGUCCUGCAGGCCGACCGGCCGGGGGAGGAGGGGCUCUACUCCAGGUCUGUGAAACUGAACGGAGACGUGCUGGAGAUGGUGGACGAUAAAACUCUCCCCGACCUCAAGGGAGUACGUCUUCCUCCGGCUGAUCACCUGCAGCUUCCUGCGUACUCUCUGGCCUUCUUCGUCUUCACAGACGCUCGAGCCGCCGCCUGUCACGACCACGGACGCCUCCGAUGACGCCGUGGACACAGAGACGUCUGUAGACAGAGCUGAUCAUCUCUGGACUGAACAGACUUAAACUCAGGUGACGACUUUGAAACGAGGAACUACUUUCAAAACAAGUUUCUAAUAAAGUGUUUUUCUAAUUCUGUUCACAAAGUGGUGACGUGUUGUAAAUAAAGAUGGACAACGUGAC